Messenger RNA from Durio zibethinus, 618 nucleotides. The record is from RefSeq and is a predicted model, not a curated record. Lineage: Eukaryota; Viridiplantae; Streptophyta; Magnoliopsida; Malvales; Malvaceae.
AUGGUUUUUUCAUCAUCUCUUGUUUUCUUAUUGUUUGUGGGAGCUUUAGGUACAGAAUCUGCAGACUCUUUGGGCCAGUUUUGUAAUCAAGAUACCAGAAUAAGUAGCAGUAGCCUGAUAUCAGCCAACAUCGAUCAUUUGCUGGCUAAACUGGUCUCUGAAGCUUUCUUAACUGCUUAUGCUGCUACUUCCUACGGCAAGAACCCAGACAAAGUCUAUGGCCUGGCUCGGUGCAAAGGAGUUGUAAUCAGCGAAGACCGUUCAAGUUGCAUCCGAGAUGCAGCAAAGCAAAUCCGGCAACGUUGUCCGAACCAUGCUGAUGCAAAGAUUUGGUAUGACCAUUGCUUUUUACGGUUUAGCAAUAAGAAACUGGGUGGAGGAUGUGACAAAUCAUUUAGUGUAAGCUAUAUUAAUAUUGAGAAAGUUACAGAUACCGAAAGUUUUCUCAAGGAAAUAGGCUUGGUAAUGGAUAAAGUUCGAUCACAAGCUCCUGUGACUAGAAAUGGACUUAGGAAACUUGAGACAAUAGUGUUGCAGUUUGUCACUGUUUGCAAUGGAACAGGGCAUGAGGGGCCUAUUUCAGAUGGAUUCUGUUCAAUGCCUGGCAAUUACUGCUGA